Molecule: messenger RNA, 5008 nt
Organism: Trichobilharzia szidati
Lineage: Eukaryota; Metazoa; Platyhelminthes; Trematoda; Strigeidida; Schistosomatidae
Source: the annotation of a GenBank genome assembly
AUGGAUGAAAAUUGUGGGAGGUUAAAGUUUAUUGAGUUGGAAAACUACAAAUCGUAUAAAGGGAAGCAAGUUAUUGGCCCUUUCAGUGUGUUUACAGCGAUUAUUGGGCCAAAUGGUUCAGGCAAAUCGAAUCUUAUGGAUGCUAUAAGCUUUGUUCUUGGUGAAAAUACUCGACAUUUACGAGUUCGCAGAUUAAAUGAUCUAAUCCAUGGUUCAGUUGUUGGAAGGCCUGUUUCAAAAUCAGCUUCAGUUACAGCAGUCUAUGAAAUGCCUGACGGGGAAGAAAAACGUUUUAGUCGUGUUAUUCACGGGAAUACCUCUGAGUAUAGAAUCAAUGGUGUUUCUGUUCGGGUGGAUGAAUACGCUGCUGCACUUGAACAAAUACAUAUAUUUAUGAAAGUGAAAAAUUUUCUUGUAUUUCAAGGCGCUGUUGAAAGUAUCGCUAUGAAAAAUGCUCGUGAACGUUGUCAAAUGUUUGAAGAGAUUAGCAAAUCUGCUGAACUCAAAGAAGAAUAUGAUAUGUCAAAAAUGGAAAUGCAAAAACUGGAAGAGAAUGCAAAUUUUAAUUUAAAUAAGAAAAAAGGUAUUGUUGCUGAAAGAAAAGAAGCAAAAAUUGAAAUUGAUGAAGCGGAAAGAUAUAAAAAGCUUCAAAGUGAAUUGACCAAAAAACGACUUGAACUACAUCUGUUCCGAUUGUAUUACAAUGAUUUAGAAAUAAGACAUGUUCGUGAGGAAUUGAAGCAAAGAGAAGAGGCUGUUGCCGCUGAACAUGAACAACGCCAGCUGAUUGAAGAAGAAAUGAAAGAGAAACGACGUGAAUUAGGCAAAAUCAAUCGAGAUCAGUCAUCGCUGGAACAAGAAAUUAAAAAAUGCGAACAGAGAAUUGGUAAAAGAAAACCUGAAUUUAUUAAAGUCUCCCAGUUGUUACGUCAUGUUACUGAAAAGCAUAAAGAAUCCAAGAAAUCACUUGAAAAUGCUAGACAACUGCAUAGUACACAUCUACAAGAAAUUGAUCAAUUGGAAGCUGAGUAUGAAAAAAUUUCUAAUUUACAAAAAGAUUAUGAACAACAACAGACUAAAAAAUCAUUGGAACAAGGUCGUGAUUUAGAGCUGGAAGAGACUCAGUUAACAGAAUAUCAUCGAUUAAAACAAAAAGUUGCUGAACGUACAUCACACUUAUCCGCUGUACUCGAUAAUUUAAAUCGUGAAUAUAAUGAACAAAAAGAUUUAUAUGAUGCUCUGUCAAGACGAAAAAAUGAAAUUGAAAGUUCCUUGAAACGUAAAGAAACUGAAUUAAAUGAAAAUAAAAAACGUUUACAUAAAUUAGUUGAAUAUAUUGAAUCAAGUAAUCGUGCUAUCACAGAACAACGUGAAACUGAGAAGGCUAUUCGUGAAGAAGUUGAACAAGCUACAAAACGUAUCGAUGAAAUUAAUGCUGAAUUGGAGACAGUUGUCUGUCAGCUGGGUGAAGCAAAAGUUGAACGACAUGAAUCUUCUCGUGCAGCUAAAAAACAAGAGCUUAUUGAAAAUUUGAAACGUCUUUUCCCCGGAGUUCAUGGUCGAUUAUUGGAAAUGUGUCAACCGUCGCAUCGUCGUUAUCAAGUUGCAAUUACUAAAGUACUCGGCAAGUAUAUGGAUGCUAUAGUUUGUGAUAGUGAGAAGACAGCUAAAGAAUGUAUUCAAUACAUGAAAGAUCAACGUAUUGAACCGGAGACAUUUUUACCACUUGACUUUUUAGACGUGAAACCAAUUGAUGAGAAAUUACGUGAAAUUAGUGACCCACCAAAUGUUCACUUAGUUAUUGAUGUCAUUCAAUGUGAUCCAAUUAUUGUUAAAAAGGCGUUAACAUUUGCCUGUGGUAAUGCUCUGGUCUGUGAAACUGUUGACCAUGCACGUCAUGUGGCUUAUCAAAUGGGGGAUAGAAAAAAGACUGUAUCACUGGAAGGUACACUGUUUCAACGAUCUGGGGUAAUAUCUGGUGGUGCUAGUGAUUUAAAAGCUCGUGCACGUCGUUGGGAUGAAAAACAGAUCAGCACAUUAAUGUCAAAACGUGAUGCUUUACAAAAUGAAUUAAAAGAACAGCUGAAACGUAAAAGAAAAGAAGCUGAAUUGAGAACUAUUCAAUCACAAAUCAAAGGUCUUGACACUCGAUUGAAGUAUACACUAAAAGAUAAGGAUAGUACAGAAGAAAAACUUCUUAGCACAAAUGAAGAAGAGAUGAAUCAAAUUGCUCGUGAAUUAGAAGAAGUUGACGAAAAUUUAGGUCGUUGUCAGACCAAAAUGCAAGAAUUACAAAUAUCAGUGAAUGCAGAAAAGGCAAAAAUGGAUACUGUGGAGGAUACUGUAUUUCAUGAUUUCUGUGUACAAAUUGGUGUUGAAAAUAUCAGGCAAUAUGAAGAUCGCGAAUUAAGAGUUGCACGUGAACGUGAUCGUAAACGACUUGAAUUUACAAAUCAACUUCAAAGAAUUAAUAAUCAAUUAGAAUAUGAACGAUCACGUGAUACAGAAGCUAGUGUUAAACGUUGGGAGGAUGCAGUGGCCAUGGAAAGAGCUGAAAUGGAAAAGUGUAAAAAACAAGAGAAAAAAAUCAAAGAAGAAAUGGAACAAGAAGAGAGUAAGAAAGCAGAAAUUGAAUCUCGUGGUGGUGAAUUAAAAUAUCGUGCUGAAUUAUUAGACGGUGAAUUAGGUGAAAUUCGUCGUCGACUAGUCACUAAACAACGUGAUAUACAAAAAUUACAAAAGGAUUUGAAUCAAUCUGAAGCGAAGCUAGAAACUCGACGAGCUGAACGACAUUCGCUCUUACAAGCUGCUAAAAUGGAAGACUUGGAAUUACCCCUGAAACCUGGUUCUAGUCCAGUACAUGAAUUGAAUAACCAGUUAGCAGAUAGUGAAAAUGCUGAUCCAAGUAGUGAAGAAAUGGCGCAUAUCUAUGAAUUGGAGUCGCGUUUACCACUUGACUACAAACAACUUGAUAAACCUUUACGACAAUUAACAGAUGAAAAAGAAGUUAGCAAAAGAGCUGAUGAAAUGCAAAAUCAAGUCGAUUCAAUGUUAAAUAGCUUGGCACGUAUACAAGCGCCUAAUUUACGCGCCGGGGAUAAACUUGGCAAUGUGGAGGAACGUUUAAGGUGUACAGAAGCUGAAUUUGAAGAUACACGACGUAGAGCUAAACGUGCCAAGGCAAGAUUUGAACGUGUUCGACGGCUACGAUACAAUGCAUUUAUGAAUUGUUUUAAUUCAAUUGCUGAUAAUAUUGAUCCAAUUUAUAAAAGUUUAUCAAGAAAUCCUGGUGCUCAAGCAAGUUUGUUGCCAACAAAUGCUGAAGAACCGUAUUUAGAAGAAAUCCAAUUCCAGUGUGUUGCACCAGGGAAACGUUUUCAACAGAUGGAUAGUCUAUCCGGUGGUGAAAAGACAAUCGCUGCAUUGGCUUUAUUAUUCGCUAUGCAUCGAUAUAAUCCGUCGCCAUUUUUUGUUCUCGAUGAAAUUGACGCUGCAUUGGAUAAUACAAAUAUUGGGAAAGUUGCCAGUUUUAUACGUGAAUAUGCUUCAGCGAGAGCACAAAUAAUUGUUAUAUCAUUAAAAGAAGAAUUUUAUAGUCGUGCGGAUAGUUUAAUUGGUAUUUAUCCCGAUAUUGAGAACAAUUGCCUUGCCCACUUUUUAUCCCAUGUUGAAUCUUGCCUAAUUUCAUGUCGUGAACAGUUGAAAGUGAAAGCGAAUCCAGAAACAACAGCUGAACGUUUUAUCCUUGGAUCACCUAAUUCGUUAGCUCAUAUCAGUGCUGUUCUUGCUCUCUAUGGAGAUUUAGUUUAUGAAGCUGAUAUAAGAGUUCAUCGUACAAAUACUUCAACGCCAUAUCAUUCUAUCAUAAAAGAUAAUCAUGGAUCACCGUAUAAAUUACAACAAAUUCAGGAUUGUUUAAAUCAUACUACGAAAUGUCUUGAAAUUAUACAAUCAGCAAAAAACACUUCAAGCUUGAAUGAUAUUUUACAAAGUCGUACAUUUCUGUAUGAAUUAUUUUAUUAUAUUCGUGAUGCUAAAGACUGUUUAACUCAACCACCGCGGAAAACUAUUGAAGAGCAUUUGGCUAAUCCAAGUCGAAAAUGCUUUCAUCCGCCUAUUCCAAAAGAUAUUGUCUUAAGUAUGUUUAUACGUGGUUCAUCGUUGGUGUUUGCCGCCUACAACUUGGUCUACAACAGUAUGGAGAAACGUUGGGAGGUGUUAAACCGUUCAAGUAUUGAAUGUGUCAUCCCUCGAUUACAAGAAAUUUUAUCUCAGUUAAAUGCAGCAAUGAAUACACUAAUGUAUUUAAUGAAUAAACAAUUUAUUCUGUAGUUUUUCUUUGUUUUCUGUUUUUCUUUCGUUGUUGCUGUUGUUGUUGUUGCUCAGACUACAUUUUUAUUUAUGGAUGAGUGUUGUUGCUGACUAACUUUCAAUUUACACCCUUUUCGACAUUUUCACUUGUCCACGGACGUUUCAGAAUCAACCUAGCCACUAUAAUCAUUCCACCCUAUAAAGAGAAUUAGUUGUGAACAGUGAUGGUGGAUUUUGAUGACUUCUUUUUUUGUCUUUUUCUUUGAUUACCAUACUGUGAUAUCUUAUUAUUCUCGCUGUUGUUGUUCCUCUUGGUGUUCCCCUUCCCUCCUUCCUUCCUGUCGCCUGCCUCUUCUCAAAAAAGCAUAAUAAUAAUAAUAUCAGUAGUUUUAAGAGUAGGUAAUUAGGAUUUUUAUUGAUCACUGAUUUGGCCUAUUUACUUGUAUUUGUAUUUUAACGUAUCAAUAUUUCUUAUUUUAUUUCUUUGCAUGUAUUUCAAAAAGUUUUAGUUGAUAAUUUUAGCUGAAGAACUUUAUAUUUUACUCUAUUAUUAUUAUUACUAUUAUUAAUUAUUUAUAAUAUACAUAUAUGUGCGCAUUCAAUGUACAAUUGUUUCAGUUGGCGGUUUGUCUCUAUUCGUAUUUAUAUUCCCCCCCACACACACAUACACACGCGCACAUUUUGAUUUAAAUGCAUA